AUACGUAAAUCUUUAGUUUUAUUUAGGUCCUAGACUCUCGCGUUUGCUCACUCCCUAACAAAACGAACGGCGACUUACUUUUUUCGCGGUGAUUCUUUGCCUAGAAUCUAUACCCAAUGCCCUGAUCAUGUUACUCGCUAUAGUUUUGAUAAUUUUAAGGCUUGACGAGGUUUAGUCAAGAGCUGGCUGGCUACUGCGGGCUAUCUACCAGGCUUACCUGUAAGCAGCGCGGCUCCUUAACUGCUUCAACGAACCGUUGCGACGGAAUGGAUGCAACCUCAACUUCAACUCUCAAUCCAGAAGACCAAAGCUGUCAUCUGUCUUCUCAAGCAGAUCCCAAACACGGCGAAAACAGUUGCAUCGACAAAGGCGCUGCUCUUGCUACCGCGGCCGCAGGGGCGUCAAAUGAUCCCAACUGCUGUCCUGGCCGCACUCGAACCCUUGCGUCUGCAACAAGCACAACUGCUGGAGCUGCCGGCGCCGUGACUCCCGGCCCCAGCACCAGUAUCCAGACAAUCUGCGCAGGACCCUUGCUGAGCCUCGCAGGGUCGGCCGCCCCAGCAGCCCCACAACAACCUGCGAGUGGUCCCAGCCUGGAACCACCAGCACCCAGUUUACUGUGCAGGUGCAACGCAAGAGACAGGCAUACAAUAGCCAAGCUAGCAGCCAGCCUUGAUGAAGACGAACUGGUGCCUCUGCCGUCAACGGCUGACAACCACCAGCCCAGUCCGGCAGGGUGUUGCGGCGCCGGCGUUGACUUGCAGGAAGGGCGAGUGCAGCCAGACAUACCGCCCAUGCCUGAGCUUCCGCGCAGCCAUGGCAUGAGCGCACAUCUGGACGACCAUGUUGGGGCCCGAGGGGCCGCUGGGGUCACAACCAGCGCGAGCAACAUAACCUUCUUGCCCAUGUUCUUGCCCAUGGCUCCUCCUCAUGCUCACAUGUAUGGGUACGGAAACUCCAGUGCGGAGGCACUACCGCCGGGCGUCGCGGAGGUUACCAGCAUGAUAACAAACAGAAAUGAAGGUGCUGGCAGAUUGCCAGCAGCUGCCAGCACCGGUGGCGUGUCCGUGCCAGCAGCACCUGUAACCCCACCGCUGCCGGCUGUGGAGCAUGAGAGGUAUCCACAGAUCGCACCCCGGCCAGUGCCAACUCCCUGCAUGUCUCCCUUCGAGGAUCUGCAGCUCUGUAGAGGCUUCAAUCUGGCAGGGGCUUUCCCCAACCUGCCCUCCAUGUCGGUGUCCGGGUGCACCAUACCCAUGCAAGGAGAGGCGCCCUGCCUACCAGUAAGCACGCCGGCGUGCACCGGUAGCGGAACCCAAGCGAGCUGCACCAAACAAUUGCCGGGUUGGCUGGCGGGGAGGGGCUGGCCCGCCCAAGAGGUGCCGGCACCUGGCAGCGGCGGCAGUAGCCGCAGCGGCAGCAGGAGAUAUAACCGCACGAUGUCGUGGGGGCUGGCGGGCCAUGCGGCGCAGCACGGGUACCAGGAUAUCGCGCCAGACGAGCUGAAGUGCCGCAGCCGCAUUGGCGGGGGCAGCUUUGGCGACGUCAUUCGCGGCGUGUGGGGCGACGCCGACGUUGCCAUCAAGUAUUUCCGGGACAUGGACGUCGGCGCCGCGCGUGUACAGCAGUUCAAGGCGGAGGUGACCAUCAUGAGCCGCCUGCGUCACCCCAACAUAGUGCUCCUCAUGGGCGCCGUGACGCGGGGCGGCCAGCUGGCCAUUGUGACGGAGUUCGUGCCGCGCGGCUCGCUGUUCCGGCUGCUGCACAGUGAGGAGGGCGCGCGGCUGGACGGGGCGCGCAGGCUGGGCAUGGCCAGGGACAUCGCCAGGGGCAUGGAGUAUCUGCACGGCCUGCGCCCGCCGGUGGUUCACCGCGACCUCAAGACGCAAAACCUGCUGGUGGACAACGACUUACGGGUCAAGGUGUGCGACUUUGGGCUGUCCAAGUACCUUGAGGGUAGCUACAUGUCCACCGGGACAUACCCCGGGACUGUGGGCUGGAUGGCGCCGGAGGUGAUGGACUGCGAACGAAGCAGGAAGCAAGUUGACGAGAAGUGCGACGUGUAUAGCUUCGGGGUCAUCAUGUAUGAGCUGGUGACGGGGAGGAGGCCAUGGGAGGGCCUAAAUAGCAUGCAGGUCAUGUUUGCGAUUGGGCACAACAAGCGGCUGGAGCUGCCUGCUGGUGUGGAGCCCCGGGUGGAGCAGCUGAUCGAGAGGUGCUGGGCAACCAACCCAGGGGACCGUCCGUCGUUUACGGAAAUCCUGGAGGCCAUGUCCAGCUGGGAGGAACUGCGGCUCGUUCCAAGCAGCGCGCGGCAGAGCGAGGCGGGGGCUGCAGCCCUGCAGGUGCUGCCGUAGGGUUGGAGGUCGAACCUCUCUACGCAUGACCGUUAGGGACUGUACGGCGUCCUUUGAUCUUGGCGCAUACUAAGUUGAGUGUAAAUGCCCAUGCCUUUUAUUUGCUUUUACUAUCGUGUGCAUGUCAUCAUAAGCAGGAAGCCUCUGCAGCACAUGGGGAGUGCCCCUUCAUGCAAUUUGUAGUAAACCGUGUCAUUGGAUGUGCGUAUGAUCUGCAACGGACUCGUAUGCAUAGGUCCGACCUGUGAUUUCGGUGCAGGGUGUUGCUUUCAGCGUGAAGUGGAAUAAAGGGUGUGAGCCAUAAGAUGGUGAUCUGUGUGUUUUCUCCUUACGACGUUGCACAGUAUACCUGUGAGAUUCCAGUUUGAGAGAUUACAGUUGUGUGGUUGCCAAAUGCAUCCAUGGGAUCCAUCCACCUGCAGCAGUCAUCGCGCAAUAAAGUCGUGCAUGCGGGUCGUAUGGCACAUGAGCUGAACAAGGCAACCUCUCUACAAGGCCACCAAGGCAUUUGGUUAGGACAACUCGCACCAUCCAUGCUUACCGGUACUUACACCCGCGGUGUAUGUCCCGUCUGGCGGCCAAACUAAUUGUGAAGUGGAGAACUGGGCACCUCCUUUGGUUUUGGCGCCUGACAGGCAACGCCAUGAGACACGUGUACGGAACACGAGCCGACAUCCGUACUCCACGACGUGUUGUGGCCUGGGGGGUAUAGGUCCCUGGUGGGAACGGCUUGCGAUGGAAUCCGUGCUUAGUGAAUUGCCUUGAUAGGCGCUUAAGGAUUAGUUAUGCGUUGAACCUUGUGUGCUCUGCUCAGAUCAGGGUAGCAGUCACUCUGUGAGGGAUCCAGGCGGCGACAUCCCAGCCCUUGGACUCCUUACCAAGCUGCCCUCACCAGAGGUCACCACCCGUGCUUGUAAGCUAGUGGUGCGUGGAUACUGGCAGCGGC
Molecule: messenger RNA, 3303 nt
Organism: Astrephomene gubernaculifera
Lineage: Eukaryota; Viridiplantae; Chlorophyta; Chlorophyceae; Chlamydomonadales; Astrephomenaceae
Source: the annotation of a GenBank genome assembly